AUGUCACAUCCUGGAGAUUUGGAUGUCAUAGCAACGGCUCUCCGUGAAACAGAGGAGGAAAUUGGUAUACAUCCUGAAAAUGUGGACAUUGUUGCUACAUUGCCACCUUACGUUAUUGAUCCAAAUUUCCUAGUAACACCAGUUGUUGGCAUCAUUUCUAGUGAUAUAAAACUUAAUGUCAAUCCACAAGAAGUGGAUACAGUAUUUGACUUGCCGCUUAAAAGGUUUCUAAGUGAAGACGGAAGAACUCAAAAAAUAUUUUCAUCUAAUGGGAUGGAUUUUAAUCUAUAUCAUUUUUAUGAAGCUGUGAAUGGUCAGACGGUAGACAUAUGGGGGUUUGCUUCAUUGAUUUCUAUACAAUCAGCCAUUGUGACUUAUCAGUCAAACUUAGAAAUAUGUUUUUACAAAGAUAUUAUUGUAACAAAGACAAACUGUUUUACAGUAGUGUCUACACAAGAAAUUGUUAAUAAGCUUAUUAGUCAAGCUAAGCUGUGAUAAAAUUUCUGUUAAUUUGUGUUGUUUAUUCAAGGAAAAAAUAAUUAAAUUAUAAAUUGUU
This is a messenger RNA of Ruditapes philippinarum (Manila clam), 556 nucleotides long. Its product is annotated as peroxisomal coenzyme A diphosphatase NUDT7-like. The transcript has a single exon. Gene Ontology annotation, molecular function: acetyl-CoA hydrolase activity; coenzyme A diphosphatase activity. NCBI's taxonomy places the organism in Eukaryota, Metazoa, Mollusca, Bivalvia, Venerida, Veneridae. The coding region runs from base 1 to 495 and encodes 164 amino acids. The record is from RefSeq and is a predicted model, not a curated record. Gene Ontology annotation, biological process: coenzyme A catabolic process.